Messenger RNA from Raphanus sativus (radish), 2560 nucleotides. Its product is annotated as protein IQ-DOMAIN 30-like. The record is from RefSeq and is a predicted model, not a curated record. The transcript is spliced from 8 exons. Gene Ontology annotation, molecular function: protein binding. NCBI's taxonomy places the organism in Eukaryota, Viridiplantae, Streptophyta, Magnoliopsida, Brassicales, Brassicaceae. Bases 545 to 2275 code for a protein of 576 amino acids.
AUGAGAGGUCUUUUGCAGACUCCAAUGGCAAACCCCUUCGCUGUUGAUAUUUUGAAGUUGGUUGUGCCUUCGUUUCAUCGCUCCACGAGAACUUGCCGCACGAUCCAACGGCUAGAGGAUCACCACGCGCCUCAGGAGGGGUAAGGAUGAUGGUAGUUGUCUGCAAGAUGCUUUGUAAACACGCAGCUGAGUUUACUACACUUGUUCCCGAAGCAAGCUACAAUCUGGGGACUACCCACCUCCUCCCUAACUUUCUCACCUUCUCACAAUUAUUUUUAUUUAUUAUUACUAUCAAUUAUUUCUAUUUUUUUCUUUUAGUAGUUGUAAAAUGGGUGUAAAAUUAAUAAAUUAUAUCUCUCUCUUUUUCUUCGUGGUCACUGAACUAAAGCCUCCUCACCGAUGCUCUCUUAACUCUCUCUAGAGAGAUUGCAAAAUGGAAAGCAGCUUUUAGCUAAAUCCUUGUCACAGGUACUGUGGUGGAUUUGAGAUCAGUUUCAUUUACUUUUGCAAGGAAAGCGGUUUUGAGUUUUGGGUUGUGGACAUAAUGGGAAAGCCUGCAAGGUGGUUAAAAAGUGUAUUACUUGGAAAGAAAUCAUCUAAAUCUAGUGGUUCUAAAGACAAGGAGAGAGCUGUGAAUGGAAAAGAGGUAGUGGUUGUUUCAAAGAUUGAAGAAUCCGAUGUGGUUUCGGAUCUUCCAUCCUUUGGAACUGCAACAGUUUCCACCAGUGCUGCGGUAGAGGCACAGAAGAUAGAAGAACAUGAGGUGGUUUCAGACGACGAGAUACAGAUUCCUGAGAGCCAAGCUCAACCAACAGAUUCUCCAACCGCUGCUUCUGUUGUAGUACCUGAUGAUUCUCUAUCAGAUUCAGAAAAAAUUCAGCAAGAGGUUGCAGCAACAACUCUGCAGGCUGCCUUUAGAGGCUACUUGGCUCGACGUGCCUUCUGGGCAUUAAAAGGCAUAAUAAGGCUACAGGCAGUUAUCCGCGGCCACAUGGUUAGGAGGCAAGCUGUUGCGACUCUGUGCUGUGUUAUGGGAAUUGUCAGAUUGCAAGCACUUGCUCGAGGAAGUGAGAUCAGACGUUCUGACAUUGGUGUUGAAGUUCAUAGGAGAUGCCGGUUGAAUCAUCAUCAGCAUUUGCAGGAGAAUAAACUCCCUGAAGACUCUGUUGUUGAAACACAUACUUAUCUUGGAAUCAAGAAGCUAACUGCAAAUGCUUUUGCUCAGAAGCUUCUAGCUUCAUCACCAAACGUGAUGCCUGUGCACUUAGACAAUGGCUAUUCCAAUUCAAUCUGGUUAGAGAAAUGGUCAGCCUCUUGCUUCUGGAAACCAGGUCCUCAACCGAAGAAAACAUCCGUCAGGAAAACUCAGAAGAAGUUCGAAGGGGACUUUGCUAAACAAAAGAAGAGUGUUCGCAAAGUCCCUGCUCCCAAUCAGGACAACCCCUCUGCUGCUGCUUCUGCACAGACGUCCUUUGAGUUUGAGAAACCAAAACGCAGCAGCUUCCGCAAAUUUUCAACAAGCCAAUCUGUAGAACUACCACCACUAGAAGAGCCUCCUCAAGUUGAUCUAGAGAAGGUGAAACGUGGCUUGAGGAAAGUGCAUAACCCUGUAGUUGAGAGCUCUAUCCAACCUCAACCAUCUCCAGAGAAGCUGGAGAUUGAGAAGCCAGCUCUAGCUUUAGAACAACCUGUGAGUGUCUUUGCUGAAGAAGAAAAGGAUGAAACGGCUGAGACUGUGGUGGAGAUAGUUCACACUCAUGGACCGUUGGAGACCAAUGAAGCACCUGAUUCUCCGUUGGUGAUAGAGAGCCAAGAAAAUGUUAUGGCUGAGGAGAAGGAGGAGGAUGUGAAAGAAGAGAGAACUCCCAAACAAAAGAACUCAGCUGGGAAGGAGAAUAAAAAAUCAAGGAAGAAGGAUUCUCCGGUUACUACUACUACUACUACUACUACUACUACUCAAGCUGCUGAGUGUCAAGAGAGUAGUGAUGUGAAUCAGAGUAGUACCCCGGGGCUACCAAGCUAUAUGCAAGCGACUAAAUCCGCAAAAGCAAAGCUGAGACUACAACAAGGCUCUUCUUCUCCUAAGCAACAAGGGGCUGAGAAAGCCACUAGACGUUACUCACUGCCAUCUUCAGGUAAUAACGCAAGAGUCACUUCUGAUUCUCCUAAGACAACAAGAGUCUCAAACUCUGGUGGCAAAACCGGGAAGAAGACCGAGAAACCUUCGGCCCGAGAAGGCAAUGGGAAGACAGCUCAGGUAGAGUGGAAGAGAUGAUAUUCAUCUGGUAUUCAAAGAGGUCUCUAAUGUUUCCCACUCUACAGAUAUGUUACCAUCUAUCUAUAUAGUUAGAGUAUGUAAUUUCUGUUUGUGUUUGUGUUGAGAAUGUACAUCAUCGGUUUGUUUUUUGUGUGUGAGUGGCAAGUUUAUUUUCUGUUUUCAUGCUACAUUCCUUCUGUUAUUACCUUGAAAAAUCAACUUUGGUUAUGAUAUCAUGUAUUCUCAACUCUUAAAAUAAAUAAUACUAGAUCAUGAUCCGCGACCGCGUGGAUUUAUUUUUUA